AUUCACUAUAUAUCGUUUUAAAUGUAAGUAAGUAACUAAGUAACUUUAUUUAAAACAAAUACUCUCAUUUCACUUAAGAAGAAUCCUUAAGGUUUCCUGAAAUGACAAUAAUGAUAGUUACUACCACUAAAUGGCCGUCAGCCGGGUGAUGGACAGGGGGAACUACGCGUACCAUCCGGAGCUUUAGUGCCCGAUGGACGUGCCGUAACUGUCUGUACAUCCGGAAGUGCGACUACACUCUCCCCGUGAGGGCGGCCGGAAACAGGUUCUUCGGCAAGGUCAUGUCUCUGCCGAAGGCUCCUGGCGAAUGGUAGUCGGGCGAAGAGAAGACAACUCUGGAAGAUCACCCCAAUCCAAGACGGAACAGCCAGCGUCGAGGGAUGUGUGGCCGAGGGGGAACUCGGUCUCUAGCUGGCGGACUCUGCGCACCUGUCCACCCGCAGUUUCAACUCGGACUUCCUGUGGCACCUCGGGCUCUGCCGUGGGUGACCUCCUUUCCCGUGCACUCGUGGGAACCAAAUGAAUAGUCUAGAAGCAAAUGAGUUUGAUGCUGCUCCAGAAGCAUCACCCAACCGAAAUCCUUCAGUGGAUUCGGGUCCUGGCUUUGUCAGGCUGAAAACCAGGCAAAAAAAGCUGCUGCGAAAGGCUCUUCAUGGAGGGCUGACCAGAGAAAAGGCUCUGGAGGUGGUGCAAGCUCUUCCCAUAGUUAAGGGGCUCCUACCCGAUCCUUAUGGAAUCCAAGCCGCCAAUCCGUACCCCUCGGGUUUAGUUGAGUGCGUGAGAAUCGGCUUAGCUGCGGAGUCUGCUGGGACUUCCCUGACCAGCGAGCAAAUGACCAUGAUCAAGGAGGCCAUUAUCGACGUGACCGUGGAGCAAUCUGGCAGUCAGAAGCCCCAGUUCGAGGGAUGUGUGGCUCGAAGAGGAUGGCUUCUUGUGACUUGUUCCAAUUCCUCCACCUCAGAAUGGUUCAAACAAAAUUUUUGCCAUAUCCAGUCGAAAGUAACCACUAAACUGAAGCUAAUGGAUGAAUCUGAACUGCCAAGAAGGAAUGUCGUCCUCGGAUAUUUUCCAGAUAGUCUAACCACCAGCAGCCAGAAGGUCCUGGAAAUCAUACAGGCCCAGAACCCAGUCUCAACGGCGGAAUGGAGGGUCAUGAACAGGUUGACCCACGGUGAGCUACUGCACCUUUCUAUGGCAGUUGACAAUGAAUCGCACAAGAAACUGAUCGAACUGAAUGGAACCAUAUCCUUUCGAUUCGGGCGCGUAAAACUUUGUUUGAAAAACUCCCUCGAUAGGAAAUCUGUACUAAAUGGUAGAAAAGAAACAUCGCCAAAUAGAAAAUCCCUGGAGAAAGCUGCUAUAAGUCGGGAAAUUGUGCCUACUCCUCAGGAACCUGUGAUCACAAGUGUUAGUCCAUGGAACCAAUCCAAUAAUCCUUGGAUUAGCCAUAGCAAUCCAAGGAUACAGUGGAAUCAACAACAGAUGCUCAGGUAUGAUCCUUACAGUCCAAGGGAACUUCCGCCGAAUUUUUUGUGUGCCAGCUAUUCAGGAUCUGUUUAUGGGAAUGAAGGAGACAGGAGGCUGAGACCUCGAACUUGGCCAGAAAACUACUGAUGAGAAAAGGGUUCCAAUACCAGAGGAAGAUAUUUAAAUCGACGAAACAUCUAUCUUAAGGAAGUACAGCGACUUGUCCUUCAUUUUCAGCAUCUUAUCUUGAGGUAUUUAGAGUUUUUGAUAAGUACACAUUUAUACAGGACUCGCCCAACUGCAAAGAUAACUCUUUUUAACCCAUAACACCAGAUCACAACGAUUUUGCUUACAGCAUUCGAAACAAUAUGAUACAGUAACACUGGUUACACUUCAAGAACCUGGCUUAAAUGAUACUAAAAACACAAUGAUACCGUAACACUGGUUACACUUAAAGGAUUUCGAUGUGUUCCUAGUUCCAAAAUGCGGACUUCACCAAAGGGAUCUCAAAACUCAGACCUGAAUUCCUUUAUUCUUUGGCAAAACAUGUGGUUUUGAAACCAAUGCUUUAUGGCUUAUGUGAUUAUAAGUCACCAUCAUAUUCCAUAAGGGUUUCUGUUGAAGGAACAACAUUCUUUACAAUCAGAUCUCUCUUCAGAGUUCCGCAUACCAUUACAUUUUCCGAAAAUGUGUGUUUUAUCGGUAGAAGGUGCUUUCAGCUUUCAAGAAAAGUCCGUUGCGAACCAUAACUUCAUCUCGAGCGUUGAAGUAUUAGCUUUUCCGCGCACGCUCCUCUCGCUAAUUAAAUCUAAUGCAACCUGUAAUAAAUUCGCUUGUCGCGCUUUUCCGGUCGUGCGAAUCAACCCUUUUUCGCGCGUUUUGUGUAUGCAAAUUCUGGCGGCAAAUUGCCCUGGCGCCAUUGAGCCUUAUCAUCUAUGACAUCCUGAGUCCUGUAGCCUGAGUGCCGUACCUGCCGGAGUCACCCUCGUAGAUCCUCGGAUUCCCUCGCGAUUUGGCGUACAAAGCAAUUUUCUGGCAGCCACGCGAUUCAAUUUUCGGCAAAAUAUUCGGCAUAAUAGUUAAGUUUUAUGCGAAUUCCGCUGGCAGAACAUCCGUUUCCGGCUGAAAAAAGAGAAGGAAGAAGGAGAAAGGGGUUCGGUCACAUUGAACUCCACCCCUCACUUCAGAUUGACAAUCAGCAUGCGGUCUCAUAUCCGCUGGAUGGCAAACAAAACCGGGGAAAACUUUCACUUAGGCGAAUAUUGCGAAACUAUUGGGCUGCACAACCCGUUGACACAAAUCGCACUAAAUCAAAAAUUAUGCUUUGCACAAAAAAAGCGAAAGGACGCGUACGAGGACGAGGAUGCCUCGCAGGAAGUCGCUACACCCUGUGGCCAUAAAUCUCAUCUAGUCAAAUAUUGAAUUACGCCGGAUGAAGAGGCAGGGAUGCGAAGGGCAGGGAAAGGGUUCUCCGGCGAUUCGCAGCUUCACUUUAGUGGGUCAGAAGGAUGUGGCACAUCCCUGCAGAUUCGCUAUAUUCUCUAUUCCUAUAUAUGGUGUGUGACAUUUUUCCGGCACAUCGCUUUGUCCUGUUUAUUUAAUAAAAAUUGAAGUUAUGAGUGCUCAAGGGUCGUUUAUGCGUCGAUAAUGAAUAGUUAUGGCUGUUUGAAGGGUUCAGAUUCAUAAUGCUUUGUUUGGGUCGCUUAUGAUGCAAUUUAUUCAUGUUUGUGUAGUUAUUGGGUGUUGGGGUGACAAUGGGUUAAGGGAUUUUCCCUCUUUAUAUUCCGAUUUAUUGAUAAAAACCAAUAAAAACACGCCCGUUGCCAACAAAAAACAACACAGACAUAGGUGAGUGAAACGUACAUUUUCAAAACUACAUGUUUAAUCAAUUUCAGGUGUUUUUAAAAAUACAAACACCUACAGAAAUACUGCAAUACUGCGAUACAUUUUCAGUUUGCCUGCUUACCAUAAAACCUCUAAAAUAAACAUGAAUAUACAACCAACCAAACAAAUGUUUUAAUUGCUUAUUGUUUUCGCUAGUAAACUGAGCUAAAUUGUAUAUUUUCUUCGACAUCAAUACAGAUAAAAUACGACUCAAAGUAAAUAAUAACUAUGAAUGAUCAUAGCAACGCCGAUUCAGCUGUUUUGGGUUUUUUAGAGCUCCCGGGGGUUCACCUUUUGACUCAUCGACGAGCUCUUCUUUGGUAAAAACCAAGCUGAUAAGGGAAAUUAUGAUGUCAGCGGUAGAAUCGGAAAUAUUUAAUCAAGAGUCAUCCCAGCUACAGCUUCAGUGUUAAUUCAACGCUCAGCUAAGAAACAAAACCUUCGGAUUAUAUUACUAUCAAAAUGAUAUACUUU
Molecule: messenger RNA, 3825 nt
Organism: Drosophila simulans
Lineage: Eukaryota; Metazoa; Arthropoda; Insecta; Diptera; Drosophilidae
Exons: 2
Coding region: 520-1614 (364 amino acids)
Source: RefSeq, a predicted model, not a curated record